Molecule: messenger RNA, 4431 nt
Organism: Lampris incognitus (smalleye Pacific opah)
Lineage: Eukaryota; Metazoa; Chordata; Actinopteri; Lampriformes; Lampridae
Gene: telo2
Product: TEL2, telomere maintenance 2, homolog (S. cerevisiae)
Exons: 21
Coding region: 105-2636 (843 amino acids)
Biological process (GO): protein stabilization; telomere maintenance via telomerase
Cellular component (GO): cytosol
Molecular function (GO): Hsp90 protein binding; telomeric repeat DNA binding
Source: RefSeq, a predicted model, not a curated record
CGGCCCGCCCGCCUUCCGGCAACGGCGUCCUGCACCGCCCCGCGGAGACGCCGCGACGCCUGAUAAGCCGCAGACGGAAGGGAGAGGUCAGUACCAAGUAAGCCAUGCAGUCCCUCACCCUGGAGGCUGAGGUCCGGUUGGAGGUGAGCCAGUGUUUCCGGAGUCUUGCCACUUCUGCUGACAAUGCGGAACGUAUCUCCGCCCUUCAGAAGCUUGCCACUUAUUUGGAUAAUGGAGCAGAAAGUCCAACCAGCUCAGCUCAGCGAGCAGAGUUCGGGAGGACCCACUACUCUCGGACCCUUCACCUCCUCAUUGCAAACAUCAGUGCUGAAUGGUUACAUGCCCUCACGGCAGCUCAGCGCACAGAAUUAUGGGACGGCUUGUUCCUCCAUGGUCCUCCAGAGCAGGCUCUGCUGGUGCUGAUGGAGGGACUGGGAGCGCUGAGUCCCAGUGUAGGUCUGGACCUCUUGGUCAGUAUCCUUGAGACGUUCCUCCAGAGCGGCCGUCUUGCUGAGUUGCUGUGGUCCUACUGCCAGGGGGCUGGUCCCUCCGACUCCCCCCAGCUCCGAGAGAGCCUGCUGGGGAACCUGGCGGCCUUGUCGGACCUCACCGCCAACAGGCUCUAUCCUCACAACAAGGUCCUGUUCCUCCCUCAGCAGUACUACCCACUGCUGGCCAGAGAGAUGCUAACCGCUCUGGAAAGAACCUGCCAAGCUCUCAGAGAUGGCAAAGACUGUUCCUUGACUUUUGUGGCUCAGACACUUGGAAAAGUGUGCAUCCAGGGACACAGUGAACUGUUGUUUGCAGUGAUGGCCCCACGGCUGUCCUCGUGCACGCGCUCAGACAUGGUGUGGCAGCGAGUCUGCUGGAAGCUGCUGGAGAAGGUUCCAGAGCGCUGGCUGGAGAGCGUGCUCACUGGGCUGGUGCUGGCUGUCAAUGGUCCAGAGGCCCUAAGCCGGAUCAUAGGAAACCUGGUGUUGAAGAAUAAGAAAGCCCAGUACGUUAUCACCUAUAAACUAAUCCUGCUCCAGUAUAAGUAUGAGACUCGAGUCUUGAGGAUUCUCCUUGGUUACCUUGCAAUGGACCCAGAGAGGAGGCCGCUGCUGAUUCAGGUGUUGCGGUCAGUAUGCCAGGCUUGGGCAAACCCCAGUGCGGUCAGACACACUCCCCUGGAACAGCAGCUCUACGUUAGCCGGGCUUUACUGCUGUGUGUGAGCCUGCUGUCGGACAAGGAGCUACAUGAGCUCCGCCCGGAGCUGCUGCAGUGUCUGCUGGGGGGGAUGCAGAGCCACCUGGACAGCAGCGUGCUCCGUAUCAGGCAUGUGGGCAUGGUGGUCGGGGAGUGUCUCAGCUCCCGUAUGGAUGCAACCGGGACCAGGCUAAAAUUUGAGUAUGACCACAAUGAGGAGACCAGGGAGCUGCUGGCUCUGAUGACUCCUCUGGUUGGUGAAAACGCGGGACCUGAGCCUGAUCCUGAGCCCGUCAUUGCGGUAAAUUCUUCCCAGGAGGCCAAUGGGGCGAGUUUGUCCCUCCAGGACACUCUAUCCCAGUCCAACCCAGAACCUCAGCCCCCAGUAACACAGCCCGACUCUGACUUGGACAGCGAUGAUGACCUCACACCGUAUGACAUGUCUGGGGAUCAGGAGAUGAGCGAAGCCCGCCCCCCUCGUUACCUCCGAGACUGUCUGGAAGUCUUAGUGUCCUCGGAGGACCCAGUGCGUGUGGAGCUCAGUCUGAGAGCAGUGGAGGACCUGGUGAGGAAGAACAUCUCCACAACCAGAGAGGUCAGUGUCCAGCUGACCAAGGUGCUUCUGUACAUGGUGGAUAAAUACAGCAUCGCCGGCUUCCUGGUUCUCAAACAGGCUGCGAUGGUGGCCCUCGCCGUCACCGACUGUCUGCCUGUGGUCCAGUAUCUGACCACAGAGUUUUACGCGUUGAAUUACAGCCUCCGUCAACGGCUAGACAUGUUGGAGGUCCUUGCCAUGUCAGCCCGGGAGCUCUCACAACCAAUCAUCAGCAAAGGUGGCCCAUCAGAGGGCAUCGCCACGGUAACUGAUUUGACGCCCUACCCAGGCGAUGACCCUGUCCACUGGCGACAGGUAGUGGAGAGGAGAAUUCAAAGCAAGACAAGGCGACUAAGCAAGGGGGUUACACGUCCUCCAGCCAAGGUCACCCCGAACCGGUACGCCCCUGUUGCGGGUUAUUUCUUCUUUCCUCUGCUCCACAAUUACGACAGGCCCCAGGCGACCUUUGACCUGCUGGGCAGCGACCACCUUGUACUGGGCCGGCUCAUCCACACCUUGGGCCUCCUCGUACACCUGGCUGUCAAUGCGCCGAUAGCCUCUCAGAUGGGUUGUGCUCUGCUGGACUUUGUGUGGACGGUGCGCUACCAUGUUGACCAGACGGUGAGACGAGGGGUCUUAUUCGCCGUCUGCUCUGUGUUCCUGAGCAUGCCCAGUCACAACCUGCUUCAGGAACUUGGUGAACAGCUUUUGGAGACCAGGACCUGGCUGGCAGAUGUUGCUGAAGGGGACCCUGAUGCAGACUGCAGGAGUCUGGCGGUCCAGAGUUUGGUGCUGCUAGAUAAGAACCUCAGAAAGCAACUGGAUCCACAAGCACAGACUCUGCAGUCAUGACCAGGAGGUGGACAUGUUCAUGGACAACAACCGUGACAGAGCAGGAAUAACAGUCACACGAGGGGCUGUGGGAGAAUAAUAACAGGGAUGAGUGUAAUGAUGAUGGUGCGUUCUCUGACACAUCUGUAGUCAUGUAAACCUCCUCGGGGAACUGGAAGUGGCGCAUGGCUUUCGUGGGAAAAUUUCUAGCAAAGGCGUGACGGGUCGCCUGUUAAGUUUGAUUGAUCACAAUAAAACAUUAUUUUCACUUCUUUUUGUCCACUGGAGACGAGUGACUAAAGAGCAGAAAGGGUUUUUGGAAACUGGCUCUCCAAAGUUGCCGUGAGCCACGCCAGAGUUUGAAAGAGCUCGGGUGUCUCGGCACUCACUGACUGACCUGAAUUGGAUUUUUUCUUUUUGAUGAGCCCGUUACCAUGGUGACAGUAUUGCAGUAAGAUGCGUAUGAGAGACGCUGUCACGUGGAAGACUCGGGGGACAUCAGCCGAUGCACUGGAUUUCCCAGAACCGUGUGUGCGUGAGAGAGACGUGUUACUUGGCUGGCAGAUGUGGUUGAUCCUAUUCACUGGAGGAUAUCCUCUGAGUUUAAGGACCACCCCUUGCAGGUGCCGGACAAUUCACAAUACAUACUGGAACACGUAUGCAGUGGGGAACAUUUGUCUUGUGUGUCUCAGGUGUGUGUGUGCAUAUCUUUCAUCCAACACAAACACAUUCACAUCAUAAACGUGCUGUGAGGGCUCAUCUAGAAGGAAGACACUGGGAGUAGUCCUGAACCCCCCAAUACUACCUCUGGCAGACCUGGAGAGAGAGAAGCUGCUGGCCAUAGCCACUUAACCAGCAGCUACAGCUAGUCUGCAAUCACUCUGCUCAAGCCAGAAAGACCAAGACUUUGGUGAGAGGGGGAGUGGAGUACCAGCCCAGUGGUUAGUGCGGUUGCCUCACAGCAAGAGGGUCCUGGGUUCGAGCCCCGGGGUAGUCCAAUCUUGGGGCUCGUCCCGCGUCGUCCUCUGUGUGGAGUUUGCAUGUUCUCCCCGUGUCCACGUGGGUUUCCUCCGGGGGCUCUGGUUUCCUCCCACAGUCCAAAGACAUAUAGGUCAGAUGAAUCGGCCGUACUAAAUUGUCCCUAGGUGUUAAUGUGUGUGUGUGUGUGUGUGUGUGUGUGUGUGUGUGUGUGUGUGUGUGUGUGUGUGUGUGUGGGCCCUGUGAUGGACUGGUGGCCUGUCCAGGGUGUCUCCCCACCUGCCACCCAAUGACUGCUGGGAUAGGCUCCAGCAUCCCGCAACCCUGAGUAGGAUAAGCAGUUUGGAUAAUGGAUGGAUGGAUGGGGAGUAAAAUAGAAUGGAGAAACAUGAGUACAACUUGUUGAAAAAGGAAACGUGGGUUUUUGACCACAUUCUGUGACAGAGGCAUUGGAGGAAAGGUGACCCUGGCAGCCAGACAGUGGCGUGAGAGACGCCCAUGGACAACUGAUAAAUGGCAAAGACGGCUUGACAUCUUGUUUGCCUCUUGUGUCUCACUCCCUCUACCUUCUGUCUUCCAGAGUGACCCCUGUUAAGUCUCCCAGCACGCUGUAAAAAAGGACCCCAACCAGGAAGAACCUCAGUUUGAUUCAGCCCCACCCCCUGCCCCACCAUUAAUAAAGUGUAUUUGAGUUCUGCAACACUAUUUUUUCCCCAUCUAGAGUUUUUCCCAGACUGGGAGCCCAAAGCGCACACACCCAAAUUGUAAUGUGACAUAUCUGGUGGAUGAGACGGUUGAAGACCUGAAUUAGAGGAUGCUGAUAUUGUCCUAAAAUAAA